UGCAGCUGGAAGCUCAUUGGUCCGACUCCCGGAAGUGUCCCAGUCUCAAACAAAAGUAAUCAACAAGUGAGCUCGCGUGUUUUUUUUUUAUCUCACUUGGAAAGAGCAACAUGGAAGCUGGUAAAACUUCAGCUUCGUCAGAGGCGAAAGACUUCGGCAAGGCUCUCUGCAUCAUAACAGGAGCAUCCAAAGGUUUCGGAAGAUGUCUUGCUAAAGAAAUAUCAGCUCUCCUAAAACCGGGCUCGGUGCUCAUCCUGGUUGCCAGAUCUGGAGAAAAGCUGCAGGAACUGGACGAGGAUUUAUCCUCGGAUAGUGAUGGAUUGGUUAUCCGCUGUGUGGUCGCAGAUCUGGGGCAGAAAGAUGGAGUGGAACGAGUUAUAAUAGAAGCCAGAAAGACACCAAGCUCUGAUAUCAACAGCCUCUUCCUGUUUAAUAACGCAGCUUCACUGGGCGAUGUUUCACGCUACGUCCGAGGUUUCACUGACAUGGACGAAGUGGACAGGUAUCUGUCGAUGAACGUGAGCUCAGCGCUGUGCUUGACUGCUGGGAUCCUGCAGGUGUUCCCGGGUCACGUGGGUCUGCGCCGCUGUGUGGUGAACGUGAGCUCUCUGUGCGCCCUGCAGCCUUUUCCCUCCUGGGUGCUCUACUGCACAGGGAAAGCGGCACGUGACAUGAUGUUCCGCGUGCUGGCCAAGGAAGAGCCUGAGCUCAGGGUUCUCAGCUAUGCUCCAGGACCUCUGGACACAGAUAUGCAACUCCACGCCCGAUCUAACACAGCGGAUGACAAUAUUAGGAAGUCGACGACAGCAAUGCACGCUGAGGGCCGCCUACUGACCUGUGAAGAGUCUGUAGGGAAGCUGAUAAAGGUCAUGUUGAAGGAUGACUAUGCAUCUGGAGCUCAUCUAGACUUUUAUGAUUUGUAAAUGCAUUCCUGUAACAUUUCUAAGAGAUGCAGUAUUACCACAGACAGAUUUGGUAUCUGUUCCUGUACCAGCAUUAAAGUUUUCCUUAUUUAUAGAGUUGCUCUCAUUAAGGUGGUUAUGUGCAUAUUUUCAUUUUGGUUGCAAUUACAAAAUGACAUCUUUCAUCAGUCAUUAACCUUAUUUUUAGUAUUAUAUGAUCCAAAGGCCACAUUAUUUACCAUUUUUGUCAGAUUUUGAUAGUAAUUUCAAAUCCAUGUUUAAAAGUUCUUCUUAUCAAGCUGUUUCUUAUUUGUUUAAUUUUUCUUAUUUAGUUAUAUAGGACCCUGGCCAUGUAUGACUGAAAAAUAACUGACCAGAAUCAUAGCCAAAAUGCCUGCUGAGUAAACAAACAUUACUAGAAGGAUUUUGAUCUCACUACAUUUCUACACAAGCUAGCUUGCUACUCCAAUGUCAGUUAGCUUUUAAGUAUACUUUCCAACACACCAUUCUUUAUUCAGUAUGAACUGUCUUACUACUCUAUUGUUUGCUAGCUUACUACCCUAAUGCUAGCAAACCUAGCUUCUGGAUUGAAUUACAGAAUCUAAUAAAUAGCCUAAUUAGUGAGCUAGCUUCCUAAUAUUAUUUAGCUUGCUAGCAGACUUGGCUACUGGUUCUAAUCACAGAAUAGUUACUUUCAGGUUUAUUGUCAUGCAAUUAAAUCACAUGUUCACAUUACAAACAGUAAACACAAACAUACAUUAUCUACAUAUUGCACAGUUAGUUAGCCAAAUGCUAGCUAGCUUACUACCCUAAUAUUAGCUAGCUUGGAGGAAAACUUUGCUGCUGGUUUAAAUACACAAUAUAAUAUUAAUCCUUGUAUUAGUUAGUUUCUUAGUGUAAAUAUACAUAAUAUAAUAGAUACUCUUAUGGUAGGUAAUGUUUUGGUCAAUUUUGUUAGCUAGCAAAGUAAAAAGUGCUCUUUCGCUCUGCAAAAUGAGGAGCUGCCAAGUCUUAUACAAAUCUUCUAUUUGUUGGAGUUUAUUGGAAAAAAUUGCUAAGUAGAUUUUUUAAAAAGUUGCACCCGAAAUCAAUCUAAAGUUGUGGUAUCAGUGCAUUUCUAACCUAGAUUAAACCAAAUAGUGACAUUCCUAAUUCUGUUGAUGUAAAUCAUGUAAUCUGUAGCUGAUGUAAGUGUCUUCUGUAAUUUGUAGUUGCAUUAUUGUGAUUUUGUGACUUGCAAUGUCCUUAAAUGUAAUAAAGGUGCCUUAAUUUA
This is a messenger RNA of Pangasianodon hypophthalmus (striped catfish), 2175 nucleotides long. RefSeq names its product sepiapterin reductase a (gene spra). Lineage: Eukaryota; Metazoa; Chordata; Actinopteri; Siluriformes; Pangasiidae. The transcript has 3 exons. Bases 111 to 923 code for a protein of 270 amino acids. The record is from RefSeq and is a predicted model, not a curated record. Gene Ontology annotation, biological process: tetrahydrobiopterin biosynthetic process. Gene Ontology annotation, molecular function: sepiapterin reductase (NADP+) activity.